Molecule: messenger RNA, 768 nt
Organism: Protopolystoma xenopodis
Lineage: Eukaryota; Metazoa; Platyhelminthes; Monogenea; Polystomatidea; Polystomatidae
Source: the annotation of a GenBank genome assembly
CCAACCUGGGAAUUUUUUGCCCAGAUUCAAGGAAUAUGUCAGCGUUCAAGACUACUCGAUCCACCUUCUUUGGAAACGGAGGCUCAAUCUUCUUCCUCCAUCUUUGCGCCUCGGGUAGUUUGUCCAUUCGAAGGGACUUACUUCUUCGAUGUUCAGGAUGAACAGCUGUCUGAUGUAGCACAUUGUUUAACCAAACUUUUAGGUCAUCCAUGGCAACGAUCAAAUCAAUAUGCCAGCACAUUAGAUGGCAAUCUUUUGGAUCUUAUAUCAUCUUUGGAUACCUCUAUCCCAGUUGACAGUCCUACGUCUGCAUUCUCAUCUACACCAUCUAAUAUUGCUGGGGGGGUUUCAUCUUCACCCCCAAAGGGCUGUGAUUCACGCUCUUCUCUACAGUCUUCAGUUUACGGGCAUAGAAAUCAAACCCUAUUAGUGGGUACCAUUCCAACUGGACUGGCAGAUUCUGUAGACCAUCUUCCCAGCUAUUCCUCUGUGCAUCUACCUACAGAAACCUCCGAGUUAGCAACUGAUUCAAAAACAGGGAAUACUUUAGCUCGGAAUUCUCUACUCGAAUUAGGGCCAGCGUCAAUUCGUUAUCCAUGGCCUAUUGCCAUCUCUACUGAUGAUUCGAAUUCAGUCUCUGGUAUACAAAUGAAUACUGAUAACCAAAUGCGUUCGGAGCAGGCUCAGCAUGAAGAUCCCUGGGUUAAGAGGUCAAGUCCAGGAAGAGUGCCAGUAACCAGUCCGUUGUCCUCCGAACAUCAUCUUUAA